This is a messenger RNA of Aplysia californica (California sea hare), 1188 nucleotides long. RefSeq lists its product as uncharacterized. The transcript has 2 exons. Bases 159 to 704 code for a protein of 181 amino acids. NCBI's taxonomy places the organism in Eukaryota, Metazoa, Mollusca, Gastropoda, Aplysiida, Aplysiidae. The record is from RefSeq and is a predicted model, not a curated record.
CUUUCCUUGUACUGUUCCUUGUAGAAUUGUUUUGGCAAGUCCUGUGGAUCUUGUGACAUGCCCAUAGGACUUGUCAAAACAAAUUACAUAUUGUAAUCCAUGUCGACUUUUCGUCUUUUUCAGAAGUUAUACUUUCGACGGAAAAUCUUUGUUCUUGCAUGUGUAUCAAUAUCACUGAUGCGAUGCUGGAAGAAAAGAAGAAAGAAAUAGAGGAAGAAUUGAUAGUUGAUGUGAGAACCACACACAAGACCAAAACUAAGUUGGAGAGCGCCUACGACCCGCGAACCUCCGCCAAAAGCAUCGGGAUUGUAGGCGUGGCGUUCCUCAGCCUUGUCUUCGGCUGUAUCGUCAUGCUCGACCUGUCGACCCUCUACACAUACCUGGGCACAAAGAUCGAAGGUCACCAACACUUCCUCACAGAGCGGCAGAGAUACAACAACUUCUCUGACCGGGGUCCGGGUCUGGGUGGCGGGAACAACGAUGACGUCAGAUCCAACAUACACCUGGGCGACCUCAGGGACCCGCUGUCUGGGUACAACACCUCAGCGCCCCCCGCCCAUACACAGCUGGUCGUCCCGUCUACGAACACAGGCGCGGGGGCGGGCUCUACUACACACUCGGGUCAAGGACGGGGUGAGAACGAGGCGGGCGAGAAACGUUCUGACCACGCACACAGUUCUCUGACCUUUCCCGGCUCACCUUGACCCCGCACGGGGUGACGGUAGUGGACGAAGAGGGUCAGACAUUCAGGGCCAGACGUCCGUCCUGGUCGCUCAGACAACAAACUGUUCAGCCCCGUUUGCCUCACAGGCCAUCAGAGACGUGCUAAGUGUGCGAACACAGUGAGGCCAUCAGAGACGUGCUAAGUGUGCGAACACAGUGAGGCCAUCAGAGACGUGCUAUGUGUGCGAACAGCACGUGCCAUCAGAGACGUGUUAUGAGAGCGAACAGCACAGGCCAUCAGAGACGUGUUAUGAGAGCGAACAGCACAGGCCAUCAGAGACGUGCUUAGUGUGCGAACACAGUGAGGCCAUCAGAGACGUGCUUAGUGUGCGAACACAGUGAGGCCAUCAGAGACGUGCUUAGUGUGCGAACACAGUGAGGCCAUCAAAGACGUGCUUAGUGUGCGGACAGCACAGGUAAUCAAAGACGUGUUAUGAGGGCAAACAGAGUGAGCCAGUCGCCGUU